Triticum dicoccoides is the source of this 2732-nucleotide messenger RNA. RefSeq lists its product as uncharacterized. Lineage: Eukaryota; Viridiplantae; Streptophyta; Magnoliopsida; Poales; Poaceae. The record is from RefSeq and is a predicted model, not a curated record. The transcript is spliced from 6 exons. Bases 375 to 2453 code for a protein of 692 amino acids.
CGCAUUCACCAGUGACCACCCACGACCUAGCGCCGCAUCUCAUCCCCACGAACACGAGGCCACGACCCCGCCCCGCAUCUGCACAUCGCCGACGCCCCCGAGCAGCCACAUUUCCCCGCGCCGACGGUCCAUUGGAGGCCACCUACUCGGCGGCGGUGGAGUCGCUGGUACAUCCGCACGCGGCCCUGGCCGCGGCUCCCUCCCCGCGCGGGUGCCGGCAGCGCUCGCAGGAUGGCGGCGACGGGAGCAGCUCAGCAAGCACCGGAGGCAUCUCCAAUUGCGACGGGAGCAGCUCAGCUAACAUUAUUUUACUUGUUUUGCUUUUUAACAAUGCGAAACCCGAGGACCAGUUCUUCCUUCGCCUACCAGAAACAAUGAUAAAAAUGGAAAAAAUUGCCGUCCUGGGGCGCGGAAGUUGGCGGAGGCAUGCAAGCCCUUCAGAGUCCUUAAAUGACUUGAUUCAGGCAUCGUACGAGUUAAUAGGUGUCUUCAUCUCUGGUAGAUCUUGCUUCGCUGUCCUCUUCUCAAGUAUCCUUGGACAAGUGCAGCUGGCCGCAAUCAUUGCUUGCAUUGUUUUGUCUUCAUUGCGUCUGAAAAGGCAAGAUUAUGUGGAUCAACAGAAUCAAGGGAACGAUGAUCAUAAGAACAUUAGGUGGUCUCUGAACAUCUUCUAUGCAUUAGUGCUCAGCCAAUGCAUUCUCUAUUUCCUGACUGGGAUACUGGCAAACCCGUUGAAACGGAUAUGUGUAGUCUGUAUGAAGUAUAAGCUAGGAAUUUGGGGGUUUCUAGCUCUUUCUCGCUAUCUACAGGCAUGCGUUUUGAAAUGCAUUAAUGGAGAUCUUCGUGAAGCAGUCAACAUGGACUUGGUUUCCUUUGCAAAGCAGUUGUUGAACUCUGACCCACUGGACGACCAGCUGUUGGGAAUUCGUAUUCUUGACCACCUCCUCAGAAGCAGGGAAGACCAAGAUGAACGCUACAAGGAAAAGGUGCUCACAAAGAUUCGAUCUUCUCUUGAUACCAUCGAGAAAGCAGUAUACAUGAUGGGCUUGGACAGAGAGGUGGAACAAGAUACCAGAGGGCACGCUGCGCGCAUACUGCUGGAGCUCGCACCUGGCCUUCAAGUCGAGAGCUUUCCUGGUAUUUUUCAGGCUAUUUCUUCACUGCUUAGCGCACGCAAGACAAAGACCAGCGGAAGCUCCAGCAAUUCAACCUGUGCGAGCAAAGAGCUCAAAUUGCUUGGUGUGGAUAUUCUCGACAAACUCCUGACUAAUCCAGAAAACUGUGCAGAGGUGAAGAAUGCCAAGAACCUGCUCUCCAAGAUCAUACACAUUACAAGCUGCCAGGAUGAAAAGCUAGACUCCGAUAUUGAUAAAAAGAUAGUCGAAAACUCACUAGAAGUCUUGAGCAAGCUUGUGAGCACAGUUGGUGAGACCGGCGAGGAGCUCAGGUGCCAAGUGUCCAGUAAUAUGUACACCAUAAGGAAUAUUGGCAAGUUCUUCAUAGAUCAUCCUGAAAGCCAACCAAAGAUGCUUGCUCAAGCAGCAGACAUCCUUGCAUGCCUAGCUUCAAAUGACACUGCGAGAAAGGAGAUAGAAAGGUCACACCUGAUCAUCCGGAAACUCAUCAGUCUCCUAGCUGAAGAAAUUGAUGACGUCCAAGUCCAAGAAAGCUCCGUGAGAGUGUCGGCAGCCGAAGCGUUGGUAUUGCUCACUGCUCCUACCAGAGAAAUUGGUGUGCUCAGUACAGUGAGUGAAAGGAGCAUCAAGCCAGUAUUGUCAGAAACUAAGCUUGAAGACAUGCAGCGAAUUGUCUCGCUGCUCUCUGAUGAGUCUGCAGAGCACAGAAUUAUGGUGACGAAAUUCCUGCAGAAUCUGCGGAGUUACCAGCGAGCAGAAUAUGGUGAUCAGCUGGAGAUAAUCAACAAAGCUCUACCAAAGGUAUUGGAAGCAAUCAAAAUUGCAUCGGAUAAAAUAGAAGGGACAGGUUGUGCUGAUGAACCUUCUGGUCAUGAAAUGGAGGCGCUGAUAACUGAACAAGGUAAGCUGCUGGAGAGCUUUAUUGGCCUGUGCAUGCAAAUUUGCAUCAGCGGGAAUGCAAAGCAGUUCACCGAUGCGCUGAGGAGUGCUGAGAUUACAGACGAUAUGUUCGUCCAGAUGCUUGCAAAGAUACUGGAAGUGUACAAGUCUCCAACUUCCGAUGCUCCAGGCAUAAGAAGGGCGGUGAUUCAACAAAUGAACUGGAUGAUGAAUGAGGACCAAGAGUACAUUAACAUUUUCCUGAAGCAUGAAAUGGAAAAUGCACUGAAAGAAGUAGCAGAGACGGCAUUGAAGCUUGAGAACUAUUGGUUCUUUCGUUUUGGCGUCAAAGCUUUUGAGCAUGAGGAAUCCAUUUAUUCUCUUCUCAGCAUUUCGCCACUACUGCAGGGCACAAUCGUGAGAACGCACCUACUAUAAUUGCCUACUUUGCUGCUUAAAGCAAAUUUGCUUCGGGUUUCAGGGGAAAAUAUCCAGUGCUACGGUUCAUCCCAUGAUACGCUGCUACAAGAUCUCCUGGUGCGUUGGAUCUGCAUGGAAGGGGUCGCUGCCAACAUCCAGUGUAUAUCAAAAGGGGCAGAUUAAGCAAACUUGCACCAGAUUAUUAGAAGGACAUUGCAACUACAUGUACAGAAUUUGUUUCUGCAACAGAUUUAUUCACUGUAAUGCAAAGAAGAGAUCGGACGUGCUAAUCGUUUU